This is a messenger RNA of Acanthochromis polyacanthus (spiny chromis), 1473 nucleotides long. Its product is annotated as G-protein coupled estrogen receptor 1-like. Gene Ontology annotation, molecular function: nuclear estrogen receptor activity; G protein-coupled receptor activity. NCBI's taxonomy places the organism in Eukaryota, Metazoa, Chordata, Actinopteri, Pomacentridae. Bases 1 to 1071 code for a protein of 356 amino acids. Gene Ontology annotation, cellular component: membrane. Gene Ontology annotation, biological process: G protein-coupled receptor signaling pathway; cellular response to estradiol stimulus. The record is from RefSeq and is a predicted model, not a curated record. The transcript has a single exon.
AUGGACACAACCAUGUACUACAAAGUCAUCACUCAGAACAACUUCACUCUACAUCCAAAUGACACACAAGCAAUCCUCUCUGAUUUUCUGCAGGCAGCUUCAGAAAAUCAUCAGAGUUACAUCAUCAGCCUCUUCCUCUCUGGCCUCUACGUGAUAUUUUUCUUUCCAGUGGGCUUCAUUGGGAACAUCCUCAUCCUGGUGGUCAACCUGGACCACAGCGGCCGCCUGACAGCUCCAGACCUUUACUUUGUAAACCUGGCUGUGGCCGACCUCCUUCUGGUGGCCGACUCUAUGAUCGAGGUGUUCAACCUGAAGCAGGGCUACUACGACAAGGCCGGACUCUGCACCUUCAUGAACCUUUUCCAGCAGGCCAACAUGUACAGCAGCGUCUUUUUCUUAACCUGGAUGAGCUUCGACCGGUGUGUGGUGCUAACCAGCACCGUCGGUCACAGCGUGCCACGCGCUCGCCUCAGCUGCUGCCUCAUCUGGAUGUCCUCCUCUUUGCUCACCGUGCUGCCUUUCGCUGUAGCUCAAAUGCAGCACGCAGGAGAGCUGCAUUUCUGCUUUGCCAACGUGACCCAGAUUCAGUGGCUGGAGGUGAUGCUGGGAUUCUUGCUACCUUUCUGCAUCCUGGGCCUGUGCUACUGGAGGAUCGCACAGGUGCUCCUACGCAGCCAGAGGGAACAAAACGGCCCACAGCAGAGGCCCCGCAGGCAGAAAGCCCUGCGAAUGAUCUCAGCAGCUGUGUUGGUUUUCUUCCUCUGCUGGCUCCCGGAGAACGUGUUUGUUAGUGUUCACCUCCUGAGAGGCGACACAGACGGCGGCACACUGUGGCAGGACUACCCUCUGACAGGACAUGCUGUCAGGCUGGCAGCCUUCUCCAACAGCUGCCUCAACCCGCUCAUCUACGGCUUCCUCGGGGAAACCUUUCAGAAAAAAAUGAGGCUUCUUCUCCUGGGGAGGAGCAGAUGGUCCAAGCUGCACAGGUCAGCCUCAAGAAAACUCAUCUAUGUACCAGCUGCACAGAAAUGCCUCCAUGUAACAUGUCACAGAGCAACUCAGUCCACAUGAUUAGGCCCUGAUAUCCUCCCACAAACUGCUAUGCUUCCUUCAAAUAAACUGCAUACAAAAGGAAACACAAAUUCCUCUUAACCAAUAUUUGUGCCAUGAGACUGAAGAUAGUUUGGUAUUAAUGUACAGUAUAGUAUUGAACCAACUGUUUUGGAAAUGAAAACUGAAAGAUCUGACAAAUUUGUGCCAUUUAGACAAAUGACAUAAAAAUAACAGGUUCUACUGACUGACUGCUCUGAACUGUGCCUUCAAUCCCUAUUCACUUUCUUUCAGUCAAGGCAUAACUUGAUAUACAAGAUGAAGUUAUUAUGACCUGCGCUGAAAUGCAGCAUUUCAAAUCUAAAAUCAGACUUCAGUUAACUAUUAAUAAAAAACAUUAAAUCUCUCUAAAACAUUGCAGUU